Molecule: messenger RNA, 1693 nt
Organism: Monascus purpureus
Lineage: Eukaryota; Fungi; Ascomycota; Eurotiomycetes; Eurotiales; Aspergillaceae
Source: the annotation of a GenBank genome assembly
CCUCCCUCACCGUCUCUCUUUUCGCCCACGAUCCCAGCAAUUGUUGCUGCCUGUUUGCUUGUCCCUCGCUGAACUCGUGCGGUGCUUGUUUCCCGCCUGCGAUCCCGUCCAAUCUGGGGAUAUUUAUUCGCCGUUGCUUGACUUCUGAAGGAUAAAUACUAUUUCCCUUUCCACACCGCAUUCUUUAUCGCAGGCCCAAUUGCUGUCAAAAUGGCUCAAGUGAACUUGGAGCAGGAGGACCACGUUCGUGAUGCCGAGUUCAACCGUAUUCUCCACGGCAAGUCCUCUGAAGCUCGUGGUGGCUUCGCUGCCAUGCGCAACAAAGAUGCCGCAGCACAGAAGGCCGCUGUGGACGAAUACUUCAAGCAUUGGGACAACAAGUCUGCUGAGGAGGAGACUGAGGAGAUCCGCGCAGCCAGAAGAGCGGAAUAUGCAACCCUAACCAGGCAUUACUACAACCUUGCGACGGAUUUUUACGAGUACGGAUGGGGUACUUCUUUCCAUUUCUGCCGCUUCUUCUCCGGUGAACCUUUCCUUCAGGCUAUUGCCCGCCACGAACACUACCUUGCCCUCCAGAUGGGUCUCAAGGCUGGCAUGAAGGUGCUGGAUGUUGGAUGUGGUGUAGGCGGUCCUGCUCGCGAAAUUGUCAAGUUCACCGGCGCCAAUGUCGUUGGCCUCAACAACAAUGACUAUCAGAUCCAGCGUGCCACUCGCUACGCCGAGCGAGAAGGCCUGUCGGACAAACUCAGCUUCACCAAGGGUGACUUCAUGCAGAUGAGCUUCCCCGACAACAGCUUUGAUGCUGUCUAUGCUAUCGAGGCGACGGUCCAUGCCCCCGAUCUCGAGGGUGUAUAUCGCGAGAUCUUCCGGGUUCUCAAGCCCGGCGGUAUCUUCGGUGUUUACGAGUGGCUCAUGACCGAUGCUUACGAUAACGACAAUGCCGAACACCGUAAGAUCAGAUUGGGAAUUGAACAGGGUGACGGUAUCUCGAACAUGGUCAAGGUCUCGGAGGGUCUGUCUGCCUUUAAGAAUGCUGGUUUCGAGCUCCUCCAUAACGAAGACUUGGCCGAUCGCGACGAUCCCGUGCCUUGGUACUAUCCCCUGGCCGGUUCCUUCAAGUAUCUGACAUCCCCGUGGGACUUUUUGACGAUUGCCCGGAUGACAUGGUGGGGCCGUGGCCUCGCUCAUCGCUUCGUUGGUGCUAUGGAGCGUCUCCACAUCUUCCCUCAAGGAUCUCAGAAGACUGCUGACAGCCUGGCCCUUGCUGGCGACUGCCUCGUGGCCGGAGGAGAGAAGAAGUUGUUCACUCCGAUGUACCUCAUGGUUGGACGCAAACCCGAGUAAUUUGUGAAUAACUUUCUUCUGGGUCUCUUGCUUUUGCUUUCCUGUGGCCUAUUGGCAUUUUCAAAACGGAAAAAAAUUCUCUUUGUGGAUUGCUUUAUUAUGUUCGCAUUCCUAUAUUGUCCUUGUUUAUCUUCUACCUUUUUUUAUUCUAUUUCCUGACCGCCAUGAUGCUAUGCUUAUAUUGAUAUUCUCCCAUUUCACGUCCUGCUUAGGGCGGUGCACACACUGAGUGUAUCGAGUAUGAUAGCUCUUGUCUCACAUUAUACACUGUAAUGAAUAUGCCAUAGCCUGCUGAUCAAGGCUUAAUAGAAAGGAGCUCAUCCAUGAUUUCUCUGGAACUAGGAUCCUG